Messenger RNA from Saccostrea cuccullata (small rock oyster), 2389 nucleotides. RefSeq names its product hemicentin-2-like. Gene Ontology annotation, biological process: synapse organization. Bases 316 to 1242 code for a protein of 308 amino acids. NCBI's taxonomy places the organism in Eukaryota, Metazoa, Mollusca, Bivalvia, Ostreida, Ostreidae. The record is from RefSeq and is a predicted model, not a curated record. Gene Ontology annotation, cellular component: neuron projection membrane. The transcript has 7 exons.
UCGUGCAGUCUCAGUAGACGAGAGGCGGGAGGUGGUCGUCUGCGAGUUAACAGCCGAGUAACCACCAAUCGGAUGGCGCGCGCAGUCUGAGUUGCGUGUGUUGUGACAGGAGAAUUCCUGGAGCAGUAAUCAGAGCACGUGGCUUUGAUGAAGAGGGUUAAACUGCAUCUUAAGGUGCAUGGGAAACUUAUUCAAAUAUUGUCAUUUAUCUGGUGGAAAAUAUAUAUUAACAGCUACAGUUUGUAGUACAUGGAGUUAUAUUAUUAUGAACUGACGGAUUAAUUCAUUUUGGAUUAAUUUCACAUGUACUAAGAAAUGAAGAUUUUGAACUGGGACACUUGUUUCAGUGUUGUGAUUUUUAUACUGUGGACAAUUUUCACUAGAGCUUUCGGUUCCCGUCUCGGAGUGUCGGGCAGGUACCCGGUGCCCAGGUUUGCCCACUCUGAGACCAAUGUGACAGUAAAUGCCGGAGAGACAGCUAGUCUGGUGUGUAAGGUGGAAAAUCUCGGGACUAGAAAAGUCAUUUGGAGGAAGCUACCUGAUGUAUCACCUUUAACGAUUGGUCAAUACAUUUUUGUAAACGAUGUAGCCAUGUCUGUGGAACAUGCGCGAGAAUCGGAGGACUGGAAACUGAUCAUUUCCGGUGCACAUUCCAGGCACAGUGGAGAGUACGAAUGUCAAGUGCCCACUACCGACAAACAGAUGCGGAAACAUUUCUACCUCACUGUAAUAGAAAAACAGCAUGUUCCUCGGUAUAAAUCAAAUUCUAAAGAAGUGAUCCACAUUUCUGACAGACAACAUGUAAAUACCGACGAACCGUUUGAAAUUUACUGUAAUGUCACGGGAGUAGACUUUGUUCCUGAAAACAUUGACUGGUUCAAAAAUGGUGAAAAACUUCAGAGUAACAUUGAAAGGGGUGUUACCAUCAAGUUUUCUGUGACAAUGGAAACAAAAACUAUAAAGAGUAGUUUUCGUGUGGAGCAUGCGCGGAUGAGUGAUGCCGGGACAUACACGUGUCGGACGUCCAACAGUCUGGUUAAGUCGACAUCUGUUGUCGUGCUGUAUGCCACUAGCAAGAACAGCAAAAGAGUAAUUAUUUCGGAACGGAACUUAAAAUCUGAGAAUCGCAGAGAAAAUCCAUCAUCUAAUAACCAGCAGCCAAUGUCUUCGACCAAUCAUCUACAGUCAUCGUUCAUAUGUCAUGUGUAUUUGUCACUUGUUAUUGUGCUGUUUUUCUCGUAAAGACUCGUUGUUUAUUGAUUUUUUUGUAAAUUUCUAAAAUGGCCAGUGUUCUCUGCCCAGAUUGGUGUUCUGGGCGUGGUCUACUUAAGACAUUUCAGUCUCCACACAAUUCGUGUCAAUCAAACUCAAGUGCAUACAUGUACGCUUGUUCCAACUGUUUUCGUGCUGUCUAUAAUUUGUUACUCGUUUCUACCAACUAAAUAUAAUCAAAAGUCUGUCCUCGGUAAACAGAUACAUUUAUUACUGAGUACUUUUCUUUUAUGUCGUAAGUGGAAGAAUAAGUGUGUUCGAAAAGAUGAGUGAUGGCGCCGAAAUAAAGCACUCGGAGGGAGGUACUGACAAAACGCUGGAGACCCGAGACCCGUACUUAAUAUUCACAGCUGACGGAACUGUCAAUAGCCGUGCUAUGGAAGUCUUUGGUGUCAAAUCGAUUAUCAAGAUUCAUUUUAUGACUUUUCACAAUUUUGUGUUUUAAUUAUCUGGUUUUGUUAUCAUCAUAUUUUAUGCACGAGUCAUUCAGUUUAUUAGAUUUCAUCUCGGUUGUAUUAUUGGUCUUUACGUGUUUGUAGAGGCAUCUAAUGAUAUUUUAGGACUGCUUGAUUCUUAAUUAUCUGCAGAUCGUAUUCCAUCCUGCCCAUUCCACCUUAUCAAACUUUUUUCAUGUUGUUUCCAUUUUUAUUUUGCACCAUAUUUUGAAUGAACAUGAGUUCGAUAUUUAGACUUAAACGAUAUCUUAUUGAAUGAUUGCUUUUUUCGACAGAAUAUGAAAUUCAAUAUUCUUUGUAUUUAUAGUUCCCCAGAUAUGUGUUUUCUUUGAAAAUUAUUAUAGUGUUAUACCUAUGUUUGUUAUUUGAAAUAUACAGUUACAUGUAUACUAUUAAUAUACUGUUAAAGGUUAAGUUGUACCUUAGUCACAUUAAAUUACAUGGUCACGUGAUUAUAACUAAUCAAAUAGUAUAUAUGUUCUUUAUUAUAAACUUUAUGUUUGUCACAUGAAUAAAUAAUUUCAACAGAUACACGUAGACUUUAUUGCUGCAUAUUUUAAUAGAAUACAUGUGUAUUCUUUAUCUUGUGAAAAAAAAGUGUAUUACUAGUUCUCCGGUGUAAAUAAAAUCACUGAUUACAAAAAAUAAAGACAUCUGUCCAA